UAUAAUUCUGAAAAAACGUAAUUUAGAUAAGUUAAUAAUUAAAACAAGUUUAAAAAUACGCAAUUGACGAUUCAGGAGGUAACGAAUUUAAAGAUUCAGAAGAAUCAUUUAAAAAAAAAAAUUAUUUAACAUGGUUGUUAUAUGAUGAAAUCAAGAUUUUAAGUUUUAGGGCUCUGUUUCUGUCUUCUGCGUAUUAUGUUUCUCUAUAGAAACCACAUCUGCCACUAUCGGCACAACGUUUCAGGCGACGCCGGUGAAGACCUUUGGAUCAAGAGCAACAAAUGAAAAGAAGAAACGUAAACGAAGAUCAACCUGAGAGUUCGCUUCUUUCCUCAAUGAAAGGGAUGCAAGAAUCGAGAGAGACGUGUGAGAUAUGUGGAAGUGUGGGCAUUGCGGGUUUGAUGAUGGUAUGCUUCAAGUGCAGAGAUACUCGCGAGCAUACUUAUUGCGCAAAGGUGUUGUUUGUACCAUAUGUCCCUCACAUUUGGAUAUGUGAAGCGUGCCGUUCAUCAUCUCGCAUAUUGCUCAUACCUGGUGUUGCUGAGGAUCAAAUGGAUUCAGAAACCGGUGUUCUUGAUCAUACCUCAGAUCCAAAGAUCACUCACAGUUCCAGAGUAGAUGAUCAUGACACUGCCAUGUUAAGAACUAAUGGUAUGGAAGAAGUUGUAGAUUGCGGAAAGGCUUUGCAGCCACAUACAAGUCCACUAGCUAAAGUAACUUCCUCGGUACUCAAUGACUCAUCUCAAGACAACGAGCAGCAUCAACCAAAAAAACGCAAGACGUUUCAGUUGAUGGGCAUACAGAUCACUCUCUGAUCUCUCUUCUCUUGAUCAAAUCUUUCACAGGAGUGCCUCACCUAAGUGUAAAUCAAGAAACGGUUCAGUUGAUAGGUAUAUAAUAAACGCUCAGUACAUAGGUCUUGAGUCUCUUGACGUCUUGUGUGUACGUAUAUUUCAUCCAUUUGACUGUGAUACAACGAAGUUAUUUUUUCCUUGGAUCACAAGUUACUAUCAAAAAGUGAGAUUCCACUUCUUUGUUAUGAU
Messenger RNA from Brassica napus (rape), 1043 nucleotides. RefSeq lists its product as uncharacterized. The record is from RefSeq and is a predicted model, not a curated record. The coding region runs from base 282 to 815 and encodes 177 amino acids. The transcript is spliced from 4 exons. Lineage: Eukaryota; Viridiplantae; Streptophyta; Magnoliopsida; Brassicales; Brassicaceae.